Molecule: messenger RNA, 3587 nt
Organism: Moneuplotes crassus
Lineage: Eukaryota; Ciliophora; Spirotrichea; Euplotida; Euplotidae
Source: the annotation of a GenBank genome assembly
GAUGGCAUCUAAAAUAAAUCACUAUCUCGAAGAGAUGGAACAUUACGAUAAGGAUAACAGGUACAUGGGAGCAUCAGAUCUAUGUAACCUCAUUACUUCUGAAGCAGGUAUUCUUGAUGCUGAGAGAGAAAGGAAGUGCAUCGACGCCUUUAUUAGGCAACUUGACGAUAACUCAACUGAGGUACAAGGAAAGGCAGUCCAGUGUUUGGCUAAAAUUGCCUCUAAGAUUAGAGAAGAUAACCUUGGAAAUAUCUUAUCUGUUGUUGCAAACUGUAUUAUUACCAAGGAUAAGGAUUUCAGAGAUAUUUACUGCAUCUGUUGUAAAUCUAUCAUGGCAGAAGUGACAGAUCCUUAUGCUCCCACUGUGAUUUCCUCAUGCUAUCCCAUUCUUCAGAAUGGAAUUAAGUCAGACGACGAAGAAGUGCAGGAAGAAUGUUCUGAGUUGCUCAGUGAACUUCUGAAAAGAUUCGCAAGUCAGAUCAUUCAUGACUCUAGCUUGAUAAAGGAAAAAGUCAUACUUGGAUAUUUGUUCAAAAUCUUAUCAAGCAAAUCUCCAUACACAUUGAAGAAGAAGGUAGCUUACGCUAUUGGAUGCCUCUCAGUGGUACUGUCCUCUUCAAAUAUUCAGGCAUUAAUGGAAAACUUGGUAGGAUCCAUUAACGACAACAUGAAGGAUGAUUCUCUUCUGUUCUACUACAUCUUAGCCUUGUCAUGGGUAUCGAGGAAAAUCGGAUACAAAUUAGGAGGAUAUCUAGAAUCUCUCAUCAUGAACUUGAUUAAAAUCUGUGACUCUCUAGACUCAGAGAACUCGAAUGAUCAACAAAAUGAGAUUGCUGAAGAAGCUCUUAACUGCUUCGUGUCCUUGAUUAAGCAUUGCCCAAGAGAGAUCACCUGCUACAUCGAUAAGCUUCUGAAAGUUGCCCAAGAAAAGAUGACCUACGAUCCAAUCUAUGACUACGAUAUUGAAGAUGAUGCUGAUAUGGACGAUGAGGGAGAAGCAUGGGAUGAUGAAGACGAAAUGGACGAUGAUGAAAUCCAAGAUGAUGAUACCUCAUGGAAAGUAAGAAGAGGCUCCCUCAAUCUUAUCAUCUCAGUUACCACUACAAGACCAGAAAUGCUUAGGGCUUUGUAUUCAGACGUUUCCACUAAGCUAGUUACCAGAUUUAAGGAAAGAGAAAAUAAGAUUAAAUCUUUAGUGUUUGAUACCUUCUCUAUUCUUUUGAAGACCACUAAUGUUGAGUCAUUCUCAAAGGACACUUUGGAGGAUCUAGAACCUUCCAUUGGACAGAUGGUGAAAAGAAGAAGUAGUGUUGAAGAACUUUACUCCCAGGUUCCAACUAUUGUCCAAUCUUUAAUUAAAGAGACCAACACUAAAAACGUUGCUGUGAAGAUUUCUAUCAUCGAGUGUCUAUCACAGAUAACUAAUGCACUGAGAGAGAAAUUAGUACCUUUCUUUGAAGACCUUCUUCCAAUUAUCAAGGAAUCAGUGAUUGAUGAGAACAAUACUGCAAUAAUUGUACCUGCCUUGACUUCUUUAAAAUCUCUUCUCCAAUACGCUAAAGAUGAGGGAAGUGUAAAAGCAAACGCUGGGGUUGUUCUAGAUAUCAUUCUGGCAAGUCUUAAGAACGAUCAUUUCUCAGUUAAAGCUGAAGGUCUCCUGGCUACCAGCUGCUUCACCAAGAUACUUACCGGAUCAAGUGAUGAUAGUGUUGGUAAAUUAAAUGAAGUUGCAAUCACAUGUAUGGAUGCUUCUGAAAACGCCAUUAUUGCAGUCUCUCACCUCCUUUCCAGCUGUCAUUCUUCUCUCACCAGCAGUGAAAUCAAGAAUGAUAUUGAUAUUCUGACUGAGAAGCUUAGCAAUGAUAUGAAGAGAGUCACUGCUUUGAAAGCAAUGCAUAGAGUCUGUGAAUCAGACUGUGACUUAAGCUCAUACUCUUCUUCCUUUGUGGAAGCAGUAAGCCCACUUUUAUCCAAAGCAGACAACAAUGUAAAAAUUUACUCCUUGCAAGUACUCAGCGGGUAUAUAGGAAAGUAUGGAUCAGCUAUUGGAAAGGCUAAAAUUGCUGAUGUGUUGACCUCAACCCUUUCAAUCAUCACAAAUGAGAAUCUACAAGUUGCAGAUUAUGCUUUAAAACUUCUUUGCAUUCUGACAUCCUUCGAAUUGAUUCCAUCUGCACUGAAAGAUACUGUUGUAAAAGUAACUAGUUUGACAGAGUCAACUUUCUUAACAGGGAAGACUAAGAGAAAUAUUAUUGGUUUCUUUGAUCACCUGUCUAAGAACAACUCUUCUCUUGACUUUGAGUCCUUCAUUACUUUCUUGGAAGAAGCUGUGACCAUCAAGAGGACCGUUCCAGCUUCAUGCAUUGCUAUAAUGAUCCACAACUAUAGUGAAUUGAAUACUACCUUCACUACCAAGUAUUUGAAGGGGCUUAAGAGUUCAGACACUAGAACUGUUGUGGUCAGUCUUCUUAUCCUUGGAGAGAUCGGUAAGCUAAACGAUCUCUCUUCAGUCAAGAACAUCAUUGAAUCAGUUGAUUCCUUAUUUGCCAGUCCAGAGAUUGAUAUCAAGCAAGCUGCUUCACAAUGCCUAGGAAGUAUCUGUAUUGGAAACUUCGGAUAUUUCCUUCCAAAGGUCAUUAAAAUUAUUGUUGAAUGUGAAGAGAAGAACAAGUAUCUCAGACUUAUGUCAAUUAGAGAAAUUAUUCAGACUAAACAGCAAUGUGUCGGAGACCAUUCCAAGGAAAUCUCUGAAAUUCUAUACGAAAACGCUGCUCAUUCUGAGGAAAAGAUUAGAAAUGUCAUCUCCGAGUGCCUUGGAAAACUCUUCAAUCUUGCUGGUCUAGAAAUGAUGAGUGAUCUUGAGGAUAAGAUUAAGUCAUCUAAUCAUGUUGUUAGAGCAACUGUUGCUAAAUCCUUCAAGUACUGUGUACAUAAAGGUAUGGAUACAACAGCAUUGAAUUCCUUCAUUCCAGAUAUCAUUGAGCUAGCUACCGAUUCAGAGCAUGUCAUCAGACAGUAUACACUUGAAUCUUUGGUAUCUAUCACUCACCAUCUACCAAUGCUGUUGAAGAACGAUAUUGACACUAUCUACAAGAUCUUGUCUAACGAGAUUGAAGUCCACAAGGAGCUUAUUAAGGAAGUAGAUCUUGGACCAUUCAAGCACAAGAUUGAUGAAGGUAGACCAAUCAGGAAAGCUGGAUUUGUUUUAUUAGACACCAUCUUUGAGAAAAUUCCUGAAAGAAUCAAUGUUCCAAUCAUUAAUGAUAUGAUUCUUGUUGGUCUUGCUGACCCUGAUGAUGACUGCUGCUCUCAGACCCUACACAUCCUCUUGAAGAUGAUCAAGUGGGCUCCAGGAGCUGUUGUCGGACAGAUGAGUAAUAUCCUUGACAAGCUACCAAAGAUCCUGAAGGAGCCAGCCAAGGGAACUACAAAGACAUCUAUGAGAAUUGCUACCAAGGUUCUAGAGAAGAUGAAUGAAAUUCCAGAAAUGGAGACAAAUACUACCUUCCAGAAGUUCAUCACUGAUAAUGCUGUCUGCUUCGAAGAAACGAAAGAUGAGUAAUUGAUCAUUAAAAAUGGUUCAACUA